This is a messenger RNA of Hemiscyllium ocellatum (epaulette shark), 1089 nucleotides long. It is a transcript of the gene steep1, whose product is annotated as STING1 ER exit protein 1. NCBI's taxonomy places the organism in Eukaryota, Metazoa, Chordata, Chondrichthyes, Orectolobiformes, Hemiscylliidae. The record is from RefSeq and is a predicted model, not a curated record. Bases 95 to 763 code for a protein of 222 amino acids. The transcript is spliced from 7 exons.
UGCAUCGGGUUUCUAACAUGGCGGCGUGUGAAUAGGCCCUAUCUCCAGAGCGGGGUGGGGGACGGGACGGUUCGGUUCCUUCCUUUGAACCAAGAUGCCGAAAGUGGUGUCUCGCAGUGUGGUGUGUUCCGACACCCGGGACCGCGAGGAAUACGACGAUGGCGAGAAACCCCUACAUGUUUAUUACUGUCUGUGCGGACAGAUGGUGCUGGUCCUUGAUUGUCAUUUGGAGAAACUGCCCAUGAGACCGCAAGACCGAGCACGUGUUAUUGAUGCAUCCAAGCAUGCUCAUAAGUUCUGUAAUGUUGAGGAAGAUGAGAGCAUUUAUCUUCGACGGCCACAAGGGAUAGAAAAACAAUUCAGGAAAAAAUGUGGAAAAUGUGGACUGCUCCUCUUUUAUCAGCAUCAACAGAAGAAUACUCCCGUUACAUUUAUUGUAGAUGGUGCUUUGGUGAAAUUUGGACAAGGAUUUGGCACCACGAGUAUAUACAGCCAAAAGCAGGAACCACCAAAGAAGGUAAUGAUGACAAAGAGGACCAAAGACAUGGGUAAAUUCAGCUCUGUCACUGUGUCCACCAUUGAUGAAGAGGAAGAGGAGAUCGAAGCAAGGGAGAUUGCUGAUUCCUAUGCACAGAACGCCAAAGUGAUUGAGAAGCAGCUGGAAAGAAAAGGCAUGAGCAAGAAGAGACUGCAGGAACUGGCGGAAUUAGAGGCAAAGAAAGCCAAGAUGAAAGGUACCCUGAUCGACAAUCAGUUUAAGUGAUCACCGUCAUAGACUCCUGGUGGAUUCUUCCUACAAUCUCAAUGACAAGUGGUCAACCAAACAUCUUCAGAGAUUCUGUUAUUGGAUGAAGUAGCUUUAAAUUAAAGAGGAUCACUUUAAUCUGUUUCAUUUAAUCUGUAGAGACUAAAGAUGGGCAAUGAAAAGGAAGAACUUAUAGAUGUUUGAAUGUUGUUGAUUCUCUAUUAAGGCUGUGCUUUGUAUAAAAAAGGACUGUCAUGCAUUUUUUAAUUUGCAUUUGUAUAAUUAUCUAAGUGUGUACGUCAUGUAAUUGACAUAAUCUUAGAUAAACGGUAUACAAGUGUGUU